Molecule: messenger RNA, 5548 nt
Organism: Mercenaria mercenaria
Lineage: Eukaryota; Metazoa; Mollusca; Bivalvia; Venerida; Veneridae
Product: dentin sialophosphoprotein-like
Exons: 12
Coding region: 145-3996 (1283 amino acids)
Source: RefSeq, a predicted model, not a curated record
CAAAAAUGUAUAUAUCAUAGCAUGUAACAAAUGUGAUAAAAGUGGGUUAAUUGAUUCAUUACGCUGAAUAAUUAGAAAAAUAGUGUAGAGUUAUAAGCUCCACGGACAUAGUUAUACAGUAUUCGUAAUAUCCUCAAAACUCGAAUGAGUGGGCCGAGCAUUCCAAUUCCCUGCUCUGUGCAUCAACAUGAGUUAGAGCGAAUGAGGAAAAACGUUUGCCAAUUACAAACUGUCUCGAUAACUAGCCCAGACAAGAGCAGUACUACAAAUUGUGUAAAUUCAAACCUGGGCAACGUAAGUGGAACGGAUACCAGUAGCUCAAAUGAUUCUCCGGUUACAUCACAAAUCAUAAGUCCUAACGACGAAAGUGCAAGGACACCAGGAACUUCAACAGAAAUGGUUGACAUUAGUUCAAAUGGAACCCGGAUCGGAUCACAGUCUACGAGUUCCAAUUUGAUUUGUUGUGGAAGGAAAAAUUCAGACAAGCAGUUGACCACAAACAAAAAGGUUAAUAAAAUAAUUGGCAGAAAUGAUGCAACAGAACUAACAGCAGAACUUGAUAGACAUCCAGAAAAAAUAGAUAGGAUAAGGAGUCAGAAAGAGGAAGAUCAGUCAAAACAGAUAACAGACUUGUCUAAAAAGUUAGACUUGCAGCAAGAACUUAUCAACGAAUUACUUAGUAGUGGUAUUGAGAUAGCGGCAAAAGGGAAGUGGGUAAAUUCAGCUGAUUUAACGGAACCGAGGCAUCUGGCCACCGAACUUCAGAGAAUAUAUAAAAAUGAAUGGAGAGACACUAAAAGGUCAUUGAUUGCUAAUUUGCAUAAUUACAACAAAAAUGCAGCUCUGCCUACAUCUCCUUUGAAGGAAAUUGAUGUUAUCAAGUGGUUAAGCUACAUACUGCAGGAAUGCUAUUCCUUUUGUGAGACGAAGGCAAACUUACCAAUAUCACAGUUUUUCGCAGCAUUCAGCACAAAUGCAAAAUUGGAGUUUGAUAUGGUAAAGUGUUCUGAUGUUGAAAGAUAUUACUUUUUAAAGAUGAGAAAAAUUGUCGGAAUGCGCAGCGAUGUAAUGGAAGGCAUUGUUCAGGGAUUUUUGUCAAAGUGCGUAUCUGAAGAAGAACAGCAAAGCAAUGCUGAUAUCAUAACCGUCGAACGUGACCAGAAUAGGGACUGCGAAGAGGGUGAGAUUUGUAACAGUGCUGAUAUCAUUAAUGACUCUAGCCACGAGGAUGAUGAGAAUCGUGACAGUUAUAGCGUUAUUGAUCCGAACAGACUGGAAGAGAUCAGCAAAGUGAGAGAAAACUAUGACAAUGCAAAUACCAUUACUGACUCCAACAAAGGAAGCAACAAAGAAGGAAAAAGAUAUGGGACUUCAGAAAGCAAUACUGAUCCUAACAAAUGGAAGGAAACCAGGAAAGAAGGCAAAAUCUCUAAAAACACAGAAAGCGUUAUCAGUCCUAACAAACGAAAACGAACCGGCAAUAAAGACGAAAAGUCUGACAUUGUAGAUAGCAUAACUGUUCCUAGAAAACAGGGAGGUAGCGACGAAGAAGGCAAAAUAUGUUGCUCUGCAGAUAACAUUGCUGAUCAAAGUAAACAAGAAGGAGGCGGCAAAGAAGGCAACACAUCUGACAUUGCAGAUAGCGGAAUUAAGCCUAACGAACAGGAAGGAGGCGGAAAAGAAAGAAAAAUAUCUGACAUUGCAGAUAGCGUAACUGCGCCUAGUAAACAGGAAGGAAGAGGCAAAGAAGGCAAUAUAUCGGGCACUAUGCAUAAGAUUACUGACCCUAUCAAACAGGAAGCCAGCGACAAUCAAGACGAAAUAAAUGACAUUGCAGAUAGCAUAACUGAUCCUAACAUUGCUGACCCUAGUAUACAAGAAGGAAGCAGCAAAGAAGGCAACACAUCUGAUAAUAUAGAUAGCGUAACUAAGACUAGCAAAUUGAAAGAAGGUGGCAAAGAAGGCAUAAUAUAUGACAUGGCAUGUACCGUUAGACAGCCUAGUAAACAGGAAGGAAGCGGCAAAAAAGGCUUAUUAUCUGACACUGCAGAAAACGAUACAGAUCGUUGCAAAAAAAUAGUGAGCGACAAAGACGGCAAAAUAUCUGACACUGCAAAUAGCGACACUGACCCUAGCAAAAAGGAAGGAAGCUGCAUAGAAAGAAACAUACUUGACACUGACGAAAGCGAUAAAUAUCAUUGCAGAGAGAAAAGGAGCGACAAUAAAGACGAAACAUCUGACAUUGCAGACAGCGAAAUUGUCUUUGGCACACGUGGAGACAACGAAGACAAAAUAUCUAGCACUGCAGAAAAUGUUGUUGACCCUAGUGAACAAGAAGGAGGAAGCAAAAUCGGCAACACAUCUGACAUUGCAGAGGAAGGCAAAAUUUCUGACUCCUGUGCAAACAGCGAUACUGAACCUGGCAAGCACAAAGGGUGCGGCAAAGAAGGCAAAAUAGGUGGUACUACUGGUAGCGUAACAGACCCUAACAAACAGGAAGGAAGCGACAAUAAAGACAAAAUAUCUGCCAUUACGAAUAGCGUAACUAACACUGAUAAACCGGAAGGGAGCGCCAAACCAACUCGCACUACGGAUAGUGUAACGAAUCUUAGCAAAAAGGAAGAUCGAGACAAUGAAGGCAAAACAUCUGGCACUGAAGAAAGCAUUCAUGAUCCUAGCAAACAUAAAGGAACCAGCAAUAAAGACGAAAUAUCUGACAUUGCAGAAAACGAAAUUGGCUCUAGCAUACAAGAAGAUAGCAACGAGGAAGGCAAAAUAUCUGGCAUUGCAGAUAACAUUACUGCCCCUAGUAAACAAGAAGGAGGCUGCAAAAAAGGCAACAUAUCUGACAUUGCAGUAAGCGUUACUGAGCCUUGCAAACAGGAAGGAAGCGGCAACGACGGCAGAUCAUCCAGCAAUACCGAAAACGAUACACAUCGUUGCAAAAAGAUUGGGAGCGACAAAGACUGCAAAAUAUCUGAAACUGCAAAUAGCAACACUGGCCCUAGCAAACAGGAAGAAAGCGGCACAGAAGGCAAUGCAUUUGGCACUGUCGUAAGUGAUAAUGAUCAUUGCAAAGAGAAAGGGAAUGGCAAACGCUGCAAAAUAUCUAGCACUGCAGAUUUCGUGAGUGACCAUUGCAAACAAGAUGGAAGCGAUAAAGAAGGUAAUAUAUCUGACACUGCAGAAGGUCUUAUUGCAUCUAGCAAGGAGGAAGGAACCAGCAAUGAAGACGAAAUAAAUUGCAUUGCAGAUAGCGUUACUGGCCCUAGCACACCACGUGUCAAACAAGACAAAUUAUAUGGAACUGCAGAUAACGUUACCAAACCUAGUAAACAAGAAGGGAGUGGCAAAGGAGGCAAAAUAUCUGGCAUCGUAGAGGACGUAACUAAGCCUAGCAUACAGGAAGGAAACGACAAUGAAUGCAAAAUAUCUGACACUCUUGAUAGCGUAAUAUACUCUAGGAAAAAGGAAAGAAACGUCAAGGAAGACAACAUAACAUGCACUGCAGAAAGCGUAAAUGACCUUAUUAAUCAGAAAAGGUGCAGAAAAAAAGGCAAACUAUCUGACAUUGCAGAUCGCAUUACAAGUAACGGCGAAGUAGUUGAGGAAUCAUGCAAAAGGGAUAUCGCUACUGAUACUAAUAAAAUCAUUUGUAGUUACAUAAUGCAAUUAAAAAGUAAUGAUGAAUGUUUGAAACAGUUUCAGAAGUAUGUAACUGUGUGCAUAAACGCUUGCUGGAAAGCAGUAAUAAGUUACCCACCUGUACAUUUGCAGUUCAAUUUAACUGGUAAAUACUUCAAAGAUGUCGAUGAAAAGUAUGGACUUAAAAAAUACACUUUAAAUAUGCCUUAUCGAGACACGAGCAAAAAACAUGAUGAAAUUGCUUUGGUUGUGUGGCCACCUUGUAUAACCUAUGAAUAUGGCGGCCAUGAAGAAAAUGUUUUGGCGACCGAAAAUGCUCGUGUGGUCGUCAACUAUUUAGAUGAGUGCUAAAAUCAUUUGAAUGUAGUAAAACCUAUGUAUUCGUUUGUGUUAUAUUUGUAGUAUUCUUUAGUAAAUAUGAAUGACAACUUAGUUUUUAGCUACAUGUCUAUAGAACAGGACAUAAUACGUGCUUUUUAUCAUGUUGCGUCGAAUGACAAGAAACGAUGACAAGACAUCAACAAUUUACAUGCGUUCCUUUGAGAUCGAAUUGUCACUUUUAUCUUUGUGUAUUGCUUGAAGUAAUUGAAUAUGCUGUAAAAGAGUAUUGUAUUUUGUAGCCAAAUCGUAUAUUAUUACAUCCAACAUAUGCUUAACAAGAUACUGUCUGUUUAGUAACAAAAUCAGCUCGUCUCAGUAAUAUUUGAAAACUGGAAUUGAAAUUGAAAUGCUGGUUCGGCAAAUUUAAUUGUAGAGAGUAUGGAUUUCAAAUCGUGCACGUGUAUGCCAAUGAGUAAAAGUUACUAAAGGCUGCUGUAAAUUUUAAAGUUUUAAUAGUUUUUAUAGUUUCGUGCUACACGUAAACCUGUCGGAGCCGCGUACUAAAAUUGACAACGUCAUUGAACCAGAAAAUAGACAUUUGCCAAUUAAGAUUAAGUGGACUGUGGUUGCCUAGGACGAUCGAUAUUUCAAAGGGACCAUCUCAAAAUAAUUCAAAUAUAUUACAUGCGGUAGGAAAACAUGCCUAUAAUGAUGAUAAGAUUAAGUUUAUUGUGCCACUACUUUGCUUCAGGGGAUAUAGAUUUUGUUUUGUCUGUCCGUCUGAGAAAAUUGCAUUACACAUGAUGCCAGAAGUAUUUGACUUACCAUUAUUGCACUUUACUGAAAUAUUUUUCAACAUUUUUUUAGAAGUUGUGCAUCUGAGACAAAGUGGUCGAGGUGAGCUUGUGUAAUUGCCCUGUGUCCGUCGUCCAUUGUCGUCGUCCGACGUAAAUAAUUUCAAUUUGAAAUCAGAUAUCAGAAUUUUGCAAAUAUUAUGAUGCCUAUUUUUCAAUUCCAGGACAUUGUAUACUGUAACAUAUCAUUUAAGAACAAAAAUGAGUAUAUUAUGUUUAGUAUCAAUUUUUUUGUUUGUUAAAACAUGUAUAUUUUGAAAAUCAUACUUUUAAUUUUGAGAUACUAUUUCAAUGUUUGAUUUAAUUUGUAUUUUUGAAUAUUCAUUUCCUAAAAAUCAUAAUUUGUGCACAUCUUACAUAUGUCAAGAAAGUUUAAGAUGUUUGCCUUAUAGCACUUUUAUCCAGUCUCGUUAAGAAGUUAUUAUUAUUAUUAUACCAGAUUUAUAUAGCGCCCUUUUCAUGAUAAACACGUUCAAAGUUGUCAAUGGUAUUUAUCUGAAGAUCUUUAUUUAAUGGAUAUACAUGUAGAUAUUUGUUUUAUCAUCAAAGACUUCCAGGUUUUAUAUGUAAUCAGAUUAUUAAUUGUUUGAUAAGAACAUCCUUUGUUAAGUCAAAUACUAAGAAGGUAUAUAAACCUGAUUUUCAAAAAUAAAGAGAUAUACUUUGUAUUAGAUAGAUAACAUUGACUUUGUGAACAAAUUAAGAACUCUGUGAUAAACUUUGUGUUA